UGCUGGGGCUGGCCGUGGUUGUUGAGCAGCUUUGUGUUUGUGUGUGUGUGUGUGUGUGUGUGGGUGUCGCUGACUCUCUCUCUCUAUCGCUCUGUCCCUCUCGCGCGUGCGGGUGUGUAUUUCGUCCCCUCCGCGGCUAACGCUCAUGGUGGUACAGAGGGCCAGGAUGAAGAUCCAGGAGUCUCCCGCGGUGUGUGUGGCGCCGGAGCGGCCGUCGCACGGCGACUGCAGCGAGCCGCGAGAGGAUGUUCCCCGCCUGGAGCUCGCAGAGGAGGACAACAACAACUGGGGAGAGCAUUCCUACUAUUCCGCCCCUUUCCUUGAUUUCAAAAACCUUUUCCACCACAGUGUGUUUGAUGAGCCCGUCCCUGCCUACUCGUCGUGGCAACGGGACAACAUGGACCGCGAGGAGCCCCGCCCGUCGCCGCACGCCGGCGGUCAACUCAUCCGCCAGCUGAUGGAGGAGGGCAGCGACCCCAUGCUCUCGCCUCGUUUCUACGGUUACGGCCACUGCCAGUACCUGGACGACACGGAGGUGCCCCCCUCGCCGCCCAACGCGCACUCCUUCACCAGUCGCCGCAGGAGUUCUUCCCUGGGGUCCUGUGACGAGGAGAAGGAGGAGCUGUCGUCCGUUCAGCUCUCCAAGCGGAUCCACGUGCUCAAGAAGAAGAUCCACCGGUUUGAGGAAAAGUUUGAAUAUGAACGGAAAUACAGGCCGUCUCACAGUGAUAAGCUCGCCAACCCAGAAGUGCUCAGAUGGGUCAAUGAACUGACGAGACUUCGCAGGAAUCUCAAAGAACACAAGCUGCUGAAGUCGGAGGAGGACCUGCCACCGCUGACCCGCCAGCGCAGCAACACCCUGCCCAAGAGCUUCGGCUCCCAGCUGGACAAGAGGAGCCCGCAGGAGAAGGCGCCGCUGCCCCCGGCCGAGAGCACCCUGGAGGUGGUGAUGGGCAAGCUGCAGGAGAAGAGGGAGGAGGUGGGCCGGCCGGAGGACAUCAAGGACAUGACCCGAGAGCAGAUUGGAACGGAGAAGCUGGCACUGCAGAAGGCCCUGCUGUACUAUGAGAGCAUCCAUGGAAGACCGGUGACGAAGAACGAGAGACAGACCAUGAAGCCCCUGUACGACCGCUACCGCCUGGUGAAGCAGAUCCUAUGCAGGGCCUCCAGUAUCCCCGUCAUCGGCUCCCCCUCCAGCAAGCGGCGGGGUCCGCUCCUCCAGCCCAUUAUCGAGGGCGUUCCCGCACUGUUCUUCGAUGACAUCAAGGAGGAGGAGGAUGGCUCUGAGGAGGACGGGGACUCUAAGCCCUCGUUCCCGGUGUCGGACCGGCCCAACCCCAGCAUGCUGGGCUUCCUUGACCAGCUGGAGGAGGAGGCGGAUGGGUUCAUCUCCCCCGUGGACGACCUGUCGCCCUCCAGGAGCACCACGCACGACAUGAGGCUGUCCAACCUGCACUCGGCCACCAUGCAAGAACUGCUGGAGCAGCUCCAAGAAACCAGAGAGGAGAAGAAGAGAAUCCGCAAGAAUCUAAGAGAGUACGAAGACCAGUUCUUUAGAGAAAAUGGAAGGAAUGUGCAGAAGGAGGACCGGUCCCCUCUGGCGGUGGAGUAUAACGAAUACAAACACGUGAAGGCCAAGCUCAAACUGCUGGAAGUCCUGAUCAGCAAAAGAAACUCGACCAAGUUCAAAUGAGAAAGGAACAACGGACGAAACCCUAAGGACUCGAAAAUGAAAAGCGUUGGGUCUCCACGGAUUAAAAAGAAACGAGAGGAAUUCACCAGCCUGAGAAGACAAACCUUUUAUAAACAACAAACACCUCAGCUUCUAGGAACCUGUGUCGGAUCUGUUGUUGGAGCGUUUGUUUUGGACGAGUUUUGUUCUUCCCCCUUUUUGCUCUGUGAUUGCGCUGAAGCGUGUGGAGGUCCAAACCUGUGGCACUUGGGGUCAGUGUUCCCUAGAAGACGUGAGGGAGACCUGCAGGCCCUUGGCUUCUCCCAUCCCCCAGGGUAGAGGUGCUGCUUCCUGUCAAUCAAAAAACCGACCGAAAUGUCUAAAAGUAGCCCUUAAAAAUAGUUAGGUAGCUAGGUAGAGUCACGUUCAUUGUAGCUAAUUUAUUUCUAUUCCUUUUUUUAAAUGUUUGUUUGUUCUUUUAGGAAUAGUUGUUUAUUUUUUGGCGCUAUGGAAUACAUUUAUUUUUGUUAUGCAUUGUGGAGUCUUAAGAAAAUAUCUGUAAGUAAAAUUAUAGAGUUGGCGAAUAUAUUUUUGAAAGAAGGAUAUAAGAAAAUUGAGUAAUAGAUUGGACGUGUAUUUUUGUACGGGAGACCUCUAUCUGAAUGACUACCAACCGAUCGGUUUGACAGUAUUUGUUCAAGCGAAUGGAUCUGUAAAUGUGAUUGUUAAUUGAUGCCAUACUUUUGUGUGUCUUUGAGUGUGCAACAUUAUUGAUACUACACUAAGAAAGUGAUUUGCUCACACAAAAAAAGGUUUGCCAUGCAGAGCCAGUGGUUUGAUAUCUUCUGUUAAUGUGUCCCAAAGACAAUGAAUCAAGUGUUCAGAUUGCACAUUAAAAUAGCGUAGAAGAUCAUUAUAAUCAAUAAUGUAGCUUGUUCCUUGCUCCCUCUCCUUACCACUUACUUAAUGUAAAAAUAAGCUAUUUUUGUGUUUAAAAUAAUAGUUUUCUUGCUCACAUUGAUGAACAUGAAGAGGCAUUUUACAAUGACUGAUAAAUCCUUUGAAUCCAUUGAUCCAAUCCUCUGCUGCCUGCAAUUUAAGGCUUGCUGCUUUCCUUACACAGCCAUUUCUAUGGCUUCUUGGUUCUGUAAAUACAUCUUUGUGUUUAUUCUCUCCUUUUAUUCCUCCAAAAUGGAUAACUAACAGUGUGAAGUUUGUUUUAUGAAUGUAAACACUGGCGAAUUAUUAGUGCAUUUGGGCGUGUACAUUUUAGUACAUAUUUGUAUUUUGUAAAUACAUAUUAUUAAAGCAAAGAUAUUUUUAAUGGAACUCGUUGGAGUGUCUGUGCGUUGGUUUUUCAUUGGAAACUUGAUUGGUUGCUAUGAAAUGUAUCUCUGUUUCAAGAUCUAGUUCCUUGAAAAACUCAUAGCCUACAUAUUCACAGC
Molecule: messenger RNA, 3117 nt
Organism: Gadus chalcogrammus (walleye pollock)
Lineage: Eukaryota; Metazoa; Chordata; Actinopteri; Gadiformes; Gadidae
Gene: fam13a
Product: family with sequence similarity 13 member A
Exons: 12
Coding region: 146-1693 (515 amino acids)
Source: RefSeq, a predicted model, not a curated record